Filobasidium floriforme is the source of this 1560-nucleotide messenger RNA. Its product is annotated as MBOAT, membrane-bound O-acyltransferase family-domain-containing protein. The transcript has 8 exons. The record is from RefSeq and is a predicted model, not a curated record. NCBI's taxonomy places the organism in Eukaryota, Fungi, Basidiomycota, Tremellomycetes, Filobasidiales, Filobasidiaceae. The annotation marks the transcript as partial. Gene Ontology annotation, cellular component: membrane; endoplasmic reticulum. Gene Ontology annotation, molecular function: 1-acylglycerophosphocholine O-acyltransferase activity; 1-acylglycerol-3-phosphate O-acyltransferase activity. Gene Ontology annotation, biological process: glycerophospholipid biosynthetic process; lipid modification.
AUGUCCUGGAUCGACGUACCCUUCGAGAGGGCGUCUCCGCUCAUCGGCGCCCCCCCGGACCAUCUCAAGCUCAUCUUCAUCCUCGUCUCCUCCUACCCCCUCGCCCACAUCUUCACCCGUCUGCCCCCGACCGCACCUCACUUGAAACACCUGUUCAGCAUCGUCCUCACCUCGUUCUACCUCGUAGGUAUGUUCAGAAUGAAGUGGGGGUACAUCCAACUGGUUGCCGAUGCGGUCGCCGUGUGGGGGAUCGUCGUGGGCAAGGUCGGGGUCAGGCGGGACGGAAGGGGGGAAGGAUGGAUGCCUUGGUUGGUCUUUGUUCUGAUUAUGGGCCACCUGACUGUCAACCACGCCUAUCGAGCGUUCACCAACAUCCCAGACUCGGUGAUGGAGAUCACUGCGAUGCAAAUGGUGACCACCAUGAAACUCAUCACUUUCGCGUGGAACGUCGAGGACGGCCGCAACUACGUCGAGCCCGGCAGCAAUGAAGACAAAUCCGGAUCGGCCCCUGCUACCAUGUCUCAGGUCGACCCCGCUCUCGCUGCUACGCGUCUCCCGCCCUCGAGGAUCCCCACCCUGCUCCCCUUCUUGGGGUACGUUCUUUUCUUCCCCUCCCUCAUCGGACCGGCCAGCGAUUACGCCAGUUAUGAAGCCUUGAUCGAUGGGUCCAUCUUUACCUCUCCCCCGGGGACGAACGAGGCCAGUCGGAAAGCCUCGAGCCCCCGUUCCGCCCGUCCUCUCAUCCCCAAGGGAAGGAAAUCUAGCGCCUACCGCAAGCUCGUCACCGGAUUGAUCAUGCUCGGCAUCUACGCCGUAUUCGGGGGACAAUGGAGUUACGGCCGGAUCAUCGACCCGGAACUGGCUAAAGUCGGAUGGUGGGCCUCGAAAGGGAUCCUGAGAAAGUGGAUGUAUGUGAUGAUUGCUGGAUUCAUCGCGAGGACCAAGUAUUAUGCUCUGUGGAGCAUUAGCGAGGGCGCAUGUAUUCUGACCGGCAUCGGUUUCAAUGGGUACUCGACCGGUUCUCCCGUCUCGGAUGCGCCCAAGGCUCUGUGGGACAGGGUGGAGAACAUCGACAUCUGGAAGAUCGAGACGGCUCAGAGCUUCAAGGUCUUGUUUGACAGCUGGAAUUGUCGGGCCAACGUCUGGUUGAGAGAUACGAUGUACAAGCGACUGGUCAAGCCGGGUCAGAAGCCGGGAUUCGCGCCUACCGUCAUGACAUUCGUGACAAGCGCCUUUUGGCACGGGAUCGGAACGGGGUACUAUCUGGCGUUCAUUACUGCCGGCAUAUGCACCUCGCUCGGUCGUCAGAUGCGUCACCUCGUCCGUCCCUUCUUCCUCCCCGAGAACAUCGCCUCGCACUCGACCGUCCCGAAACAAAUCUACGACGUCCUGUCCUGGCUGACCGUGAUGAGCCUGAUCAAUUACGUGGUGGCGGCCUUCCUGCUGCUGUCGUGGCACGACUGUCUACUCGCCUGGACUCGCAUGGGAUGGGCUGGACAUGCGGUCAUCGGGAUUGCCUGGAUCGGCUUGAAGUAUGGAGGGGCGAGAUGGUUGAAGCGG